Molecule: messenger RNA, 1930 nt
Organism: Chaetomium fimeti
Lineage: Eukaryota; Fungi; Ascomycota; Sordariomycetes; Sordariales; Chaetomiaceae
Product: PINIT domain-containing protein
Exons: 6
Coding region: 115-1716 (533 amino acids)
Biological process (GO): protein sumoylation
Cellular component (GO): chromatin
Molecular function (GO): zinc ion binding; SUMO ligase activity
Source: RefSeq, a predicted model, not a curated record
UGGAGCUCUAGCCUUGUCGCUCCUUCCUGCUCACCAUAACAUCAUUAUACCCGGCCAGUCAUCUCCAUCACAGGGCGAUACAUUUUAAAUCUUUGCUAGUACCAAUUCGAGGUCAUGGACGACAAAUCUGCCGAGGUUCAAAGCCUCGUCCGAACCAUCCAGGUGCCUGCCAUCUCAAAGGCCAUCCUUCAGUCUAUUUGCGCCGUGAAUGGCAUCCCCAAGACGGGAAACAAAAGCGAGCUCCAGAGACGCAUCAUUCAGCAAAUCAACUCGUGCAGUGAUGCUCGGGACUGGGAACGACUCCAUGAAAUUCGUGAGAGCAUAGUAAAUCGGGCACCCAUUUAUGUGACCCCGUCACUUGUCUCGCAGUCGCAGUCGCAACCCCAACCGCAAUCACAAGUGUCGCAAGUAUCGCUCCGGUCACAGCCAAUACCACAACCAUCGUACUACCAGAGCUCCCGACCGCAGACACCUCCCAACUAUGCCAUGGGUUCAUACAACCAGCCAAGCUAUGGUGCGCUCAACGGGUUGAGAUCGCAAAAUCCCCCCUCGGUCGGGUACCAAAACCCGCCAACCGGGGCAGCCGCUCGACUGCGGCCGAAUGCCGGGUUAGUUGCGCCGGCCAUCGCCUACAAGUCAAGCCCGUUCUACGAGCUAAAGUACCAGGUCGGCGACGUCAAGACGCUGGAAGUGAUGGCGGCGCACCGCAACUCGGAGCGCGUCUCCAUCAAGGUCCAGGACCAUCCUGCUCUGCAGCUCUGCCUAACAGAUCGGACCAUGCGCGUCAUGGUCUUGUGUACCGCCGGCAACAUCGGCGUUCAGGAGAUUUCCUUUCCGUAUCAGUGCGAAUUGAAGGUGAAUGGUGGCGACAUCAAGGCAAAUCUGCGGGGUCUGAAGAACAAACCUGGGUCUACUAGACCAGUUGACAUCACCGACUCGCUGCGUCUGAGGCCUGCCAGUUACACCAAUAACGUUGAGCUCACCUACGCCCUGACUCAGAAGAAGUUUUACCUGGCCUUGAUCGUCUGUAAAUCUGUCCCCAUCGAUACGCUCGUCUCUCAGAUCCAGAAGAAAAUCCGAAAGGAGUCAGUUGUUGCUGAGAUCACGAAAAAGGCCAGCGACCCCGACGUGGUUGCGACAUCGCAAAAUCUAAGCCUCAAGUGUCCGCUAUCCUACAUGAGGCUCAAUCUGCCGUGCCGAGGUGUGAGCUGCAACCAUAUCCAGUGCUUUGACGCAACGUCAUACUUGCAACUACAAGAGCAGGGGCCUCAGUGGCUGUGCCCCAUCUGCAACAAACCCGCGCCGUUCGAGCAGCUGGCCAUCGACGAGUACGCCCGGCAGAUUCUGGCCAAGACUACCGAUGAAGUCGAACAAGUCACAAUCGAACCAAACGGCGAGUGGGCUAUUCCCGGUGCCAAAAAGGAAGAGACACCGAACCAUGAGGCUAGCUACGUCGACGACGACGAUGUCGUUGUCUCGCAAGUCACCAAGACGGCAGGGAGGGCCUCAAUAGCCCCGAGCCAAGCUGCCGCCUCUACACCACAUCUCGCGACCCCAACCAGCGUCGGAUCUCGGGACAACUCUGCGGCCCCUAGAUCGUCCAAAAAGCGGCCGGCUCCCGAGAUUAUCGAUCUGACGCUGUCGGACGACGACGAGCCACCGCGGCCGGUGAAGAGGUCAAACCACGGCAGCGGGUAUUCCACCGUCCCCUACUAGCGGCAGGGGGCUCCAAAGAAGCCUCGGCGCUAAGGUGACCUCUUGCGCCGGCAGAGAGUCGGGAAGUUCUUUUUCUUUUUUUUUUCUCCCAGACUUGGCCUCUUCGUUGUGCCAUAUUUUAGCAUUUGCACUUCUGGGCGGAAUGGCUAGGCAUCGGUAGGCGUUGAUGGGGGAUUGUCUAUAUUUUGUAAUUGCAAACAGGAAUGGUCGACGG